Synchiropus splendidus (mandarinfish) is the source of this 4257-nucleotide messenger RNA. RefSeq names its product kelch-like ECH-associated protein 1b (gene keap1b). The record is from RefSeq and is a predicted model, not a curated record. The transcript has 7 exons. Bases 640 to 2493 code for a protein of 617 amino acids. Lineage: Eukaryota; Metazoa; Chordata; Actinopteri; Syngnathiformes; Callionymidae. Gene Ontology annotation, molecular function: protein binding.
CUUUUAUUGUGAAGGCUGUAGUAGGCCGGCACAAUGCUUAGUCAUGGUGAGUUAUUGCUCUCCCUCCGCCUUCGUCUGUGGCGCACUGCACGACGAACCCGGGAGAAGGAAUCCAUCUCGAUGAGUUCAAGUCAUCUGUUGGAAGAGCAGCCUCCCUGUGAACACAGCAUAGCAAACAAAUUCCUGAACUGCCAGCACACCGGCUUCAGAGAAAGUCACCAAACCCUCAGCCCCCCUCGGCUCCUUCCCCACAUUCUCUACACAGUUAUGCUGAGCAUGUCAAUGUAGUCCACACUUGUUUAUUUACUUGAACUGCAGUCUUGUUUAAAAACAAGGAUACAAGUGCAUUUCUAUUUAUUUAUUUAUUUCGCUGUUUUAUAUUAUUUAUAGAUUUAGUAGAUUUAAAAAGUUUUCUCUCUCAUGGCCCUGUUUUUCUUGGACAACUGGAGUUAUUAUAGCCAGUCAUGUAGCUGCUGAGCCAACUGUGACGGAAAGUCACACCCAAGUGUGUCGCCAUGUCCAGAUGAGUGUGAUGCCUGGACAUAAGAACUGACUCGAGAGAGAAACUCUUCAUACCCGAUUGAAACUUCAAUAGAAUGCCCAGUAACGUUCCUGACUGUUAAGGAGAAAAGAUAGGAAAUGACAGAGUGCCUGACAGAAUGCAAAGCGCUGGUGACUCCGUCCACACACAACGGCCACCGUGUCUUCAGCUACACGCUGGAGAGCCACACCGCCGCCGCAUUCGCCAUCAUGAACGAGCUGCGUCUGGAGCGUCAGCUCUGCGAUGUCAUACUGCGGGUCCGCUACCAGGAUCUGGAGGCUGUGGACUUUGUGGCCCACAAGGUGGUACUGGCGUCUUCCUCCCCAGUCUUCAGGGCCAUGUUCACCAAUGGCCUCAAAGAGUGUGAAAUGGAGCUGGUGCCUAUCGAGGGAAUCCACCCCAAGGUGAUGGACAGACUCAUAGAGUUUGCCUACACAGCCAGCAUAUCUGUCGGGGAGAAGUGCGUGAUCCACGUCAUGAACGGUGCUGUCAUGUACCAGAUCGACAGCGUUGUGAAGGCCUGCUGUGACUUUCUGGUUCAGCAGCUUGACCCAAGUAACGCCAUCGGCAUCGCUAACUUUGCUGAGCAGAUCGGUUGCACAGAACUCCAUCAGAAGGCCCGUGAAUAUAUUUAUUUGAACUUCAGCCAGGUGGCCACUCAGGAAGAGUUCUUUAACUUGUCUCACUGUCAACUGGUGACCCUCAUUAGUCGCGAUGAGCUCAACGUUCGCUGUGAGUCGGAAGUUUUCCAGGCGUGCGUGGAGUGGGUGCGUUACGACCAGGAGAACAGAAGGCCUUAUGUCCAGGCUUUGCUCCAGGCCGUCCGCUGUCAUUCCUUGACCCCCAACUUCCUCCAGGCUCAGCUGCAGUCCUUGGACUGGGACCCCCAGUGUAAAGACUACCUAGCGCAGAUCUUCCAGGACCUCACGCUCCACAAACCCACCAAAGUCAAUUUUUGUCGAACUCCAAAGGUGCCACAGCUCAUUUACACCGCAGGGGGUUAUUUCCGCCAGUCUCUCAGCUACCUCGAGGCCUAUAACCCCUGUUCAGGAUCCUGGCUGAGGCUGGCGGACCUUCAGGUACCCCGAAGUGGCCUUGCUGCCUGUGUCAUCAGUGGCCUGUUCUAUGCCGUUGGUGGACGGAACAAUGCUCCGGACGGUAACAUGGACUCUAACUCACUGGACUGCUACAAUCCCAUGAACAACUGCUGGCUUCCUUGUGCGCCCAUGAGUGUCCCCCGAAAUAGAAUCGGUGUGGGUGUCAUUGACGGCAUGAUUUAUGCCGUUGGUGGGUCACAUGGCUGUAUCCAUCACAAUAGCGUGGAACGCUACGACCCAGAAAGGGACGAAUGGCAGCUGGUUGCCCCCAUGUUGACUCGACGCAUCGGUGUUGGCGUUGCAGUCAUCAACCGGCUGCUUUACGCUGUGGGCGGGUUCGACGGUGCCAAUCGGCUCAGCUCCUGUGAAUGCUACAACCCAGAGAGGGACGAGUGGAGAACCAUGUCCUCCAUGAACACCGUUCGCUCAGGAGCAGGUGUGUGUGCUCUGGGGAAUUUCAUCUUCGUCAUGGGCGGCUACGACGGCACCAACCAGCUGAACACAGUGGAGCGGUAUAAUGUGGAGACUGAUUCCUGGGUCUUUGCUGCCUCCAUGAGGCACCGACGCAGUGCGCUGGGGGUCACCGCGCUGCACGGCCGCAUUUAUGUGCUAGGAGGUUAUGAUGGGAACACUUUUUUGGACAGCGUGGAGUGUUACGACCCUGAAAAGGACACGUGGUCGGAGGUCACGCACAUGAUGUCCGGGCGGAGCGGCGUCGGCGUGGCCGUAACUAUGGAGCCCUGCCAGAAAGACCUGCCUCAUUCUCAGAAAACAGAGAGGAGCGAGUCAUCCAAUCCACACUCUGCCAGUCCUGGGUUUGGAGGCCAGCAGAAUCUGAACCACAACGGACAGUAACCGCUGGGUGAUCCUGGCCACAUGGAUCUUAGAGGCCACAUGCUGAUCAAAACAUUACACCCUUUAUUGUAGCAGAGAUUUGACCAUUUGUGAUCCAUCAAUGAAUCAUGUUUGAUUUCACUAUAUUCACAUGCUGUUCUCUAUAUUUUUGUCCAAAACUGAGAGCUUAGCUAUUUAGUUGCAGUAUCCCUGUCUAGCUCAAAAAAUUAAUGUGACUUUUUUGUGUAACAAACCCCUCGUUGUCAAUGGAAAAACAAAAGUGUGAUAAUUAAUUAGAAACUUUUAAACAUUUUAACUUAUUUAUAUACAAAUUUUUGUCAUGACAAUAUUACUAAAUAUGAUAGAACCUAAUAUUGUAUAUUUUUUUAAACAUUAAAAUAACACUGAAGUCAUUCAAAUAUGUGCAUGAUGCUCAUUCAAUUUACAGAAAGUGGGUUUGUUACACAAAUAAGUGAAGAUGCUGGAGGGUAACAACAAUGUUCAUCACAUAGUGUCAUCUUCUGUUCAAGCAUAUCAGUUGUGCAACAACACUGCAUGAGCACAUAGAGCUGUGUUUCUGCAUGAUGCGUGUGUUGUUGUACUGCAUCAAUUCAUUGCGUGCGCGACUACCAUGUCCAGUAAACAUGGCAGGAGCACUGGUCAUGCCGCAUUAGCAUGCUGUCCAGCAUUAGCAGUACAUGCAGCGUUAAGGCCUUGUGCAGCUGAAAUGCAUCAGGAUUAAUUGGCUCAUUGUGCAGCAUUAGCACUGAGUUAGCUAGCUUAGCACUAAGUGAUAAAUUAGCCCGAUGCUAAGUUAGCUGCGAAUUAAGUUGUAGCGUUCUGUGCUAAACUAGCAGUGUUAGCCAAACGUGUAGCGUCUGCGCGUCUUUUAUUUCCUUCACCACCCUGUUAGCAAACAGUGCAAAGUUAGCAUUGGAUCUUGUGGUUAGUUUGAACUUUCAUUUGCUACUGUAUAUAGCUUCACGUGCGAGUCUCAGAAGGCAAAUUGACAUUUUAAUAGAUUUCCUGCGCUCACUUGGGGCUGUUUGCACAUGUUGACUAUGUGUCUUGUCUGUCACACAGAAGCCGCUUCUUUUGUUGCAAAUGCUGUUCACAACACAUUUUGCUUCUCUGUGGACUUGAUAUCAUCUUCUGAAAGAUUUUUGAAUAACUUUUUAAUCCAGUGUUUGUGAUCAACAGACAGACACUCGUGGUGGCAUAUUCUGUCAACUGCCACAUCAGUCUGGAUGUAGCAGCAGUGGGUGGGGCUUCUUUGUCGCCUCACACACCUGUCGGACGUCUUGCUGCGUUCUGUUCAUAAUUUCCAAAGUUGAAACUGUUACCUUUUAACGGGACCUUGGUUUCAUUCACAACAUGAUGGCAGGAGAGUUUUCUCCACAAGCAAGGUUUUGAUGAAACUCGUCUGGUUUCGUCGUAUUUAUUGCCGGCGUUGGACCAAUGGCCGACGAGACGCAGAACAAAUCCAGACCUCAAAUAACAGAAGCUACCCGGUUUGUGCAUUGGUGUUCCAACAAGCGUAUGCUGAUGCCAAACAGUGCUUAAAGACGUGUAUUUGUAACAGCAAAUUAAGCUGCAAAUGUUUAUAGUUGACAUUUUGUACAUGAAUAUUCAAAUACAUCUUGUACAGAUUUGAAGAGUCCACCAUGUUUUUGGUUUGACCCGGGGGCUGGGUUGAGUUUUGGUUUUAAUAUUGCAUGACCUAGAGAUGAUUGACGCAAUUAUUUGUUUGCCCCGCCCCCACCAGAACCUCGUGACCAUUGUGAA